CUCUCUCUCUCUCUCUCUGUCUUUUUUUUCUGGGUUUUCUGUCUGUACUGUCUCCACUGUGUCAUUUUGAAGUCAGCGCUGCGUGUAGAGACCACACCGGCACUUUCUUUCAUCACAGAGCAGAGAGACAACCAGACAGGGGGGGCUUCAGUGGGGGGAAAAAAAAAGAAAAAGAAAAGGAGAGAGCUACCUUAAUAAGCACAUGGGCAGAACACUUAGUACCCUGCUGGAUCUCAGAUAAGAAGGCUUGAAUUCAGAAGACGCGUUUUUUUUUCCCUUUUAAAGAAAACAUAAAUAAAAACAUCACCGACCGAGUGAAUUUCCUGCUGAAUCGAAGCGGAAAAAGCAGUUUAUAUAAACAAGGACCUGAAGACAAUUGUUCUCGUGGAAUGACCAUAUAGAGCAGAAAAUGACCACAGAUCCGUUUUUACCGAUGGACGACCAUUCAGCAGCUGUGUUUACUGCAAAGGGCAUAGAUGUGACGCCAAAUAAAGACCAAGGAGUUAUUAAGGUCGUGAAGCAUCAGGGACUCGAUGGGGACCGUCCAAUGAUUGGGGACAGGGUCACCGUACACUACACUGGAAAACUGCUYACAGGGAAGACAUUUGACUGCAGUCGAGAACGCAAAGAGCCUUUUUGCUUCAACGUGGGCAAAGGACAAGUCCUGAAGGCGUGGGACAUCGGCGUGCUGUCCAUGCGGAGAGGUGAGGUGUCCACGCUGCUCUGUAAGCCAGAAUACGCUUAUGGCGCUGCUGGAAAUCCCGACAGAAUUCCUCCCAACUCAUCAGUGGUGUUUGAGAUGGAGCUGAUUAACUUCGAAGAAGAGAUACUUACAGAUGACGGUGGCAUCACGCGGAGAAUAAAGGUCAAAGGGGACGGUUACAGUAAUCCCAACGAUGGAGCGAGUGUCGAUGUACACCUGGAGGGACGCUGUGGGGACCGACUGUUCGACUGCCGGGACGUGAGCUUUGUCGUCGGUCAAGGUGAAGACAAAGGCAUUCCUCUGGGGGUGGACCGAGCCAUGGACAAGAUGCAGCGAGGAGAGUGCUGUUUACUUUACUUAAAACCAAAGUACGGUUUUGGGAGCGAAGGUAAUCUAGAUUACAAAGUUGGACCAGAUAAAGACGUUGUAUAUGAAGUUACACUCAAAGAUUUUAAAAGGGCUAAAGAAUCCUGGGAAAUGGACUUGAAGGAAAAGCUGGAAAUGGCCGCCGGAGUGAAAAGUAAAGGGAACGAGUAUUUUAAGGCCGGACGGUACCAGCAGGCGGUCAUCCAGUAUCAGCGCAUCAUUUCCUGGCUGGAGCUGGAGUGCGGUUCUGGGAUGGAGCAGUAUAAGCUGAUACAGGACUACGUUAUGACAGCCCACCUUAACUUAGCGCUGUGUUUCCUUCGGCUAAAGGAGUUCUCACAAGUUGUUGACAACUGUAACAAAGUGAUUGAACAGGACGACAGCAAUGAGAAGGCUCUGUAUCGGCGCGGGGGGGCCCGGCUCCUCCGCAACGAGUACAGCCUGGCCAUGGCAGACUUUCAGAAAGUGCUGGAAGUCAACCCGUCCAACCGAGCGGCUCGGGUUCAGAUCGCCAGCUGCCAGCGGAAGAUGAAGGAACACCAGGAGCAGGAGAAGAAGAUCUAUGCAGACAUGUUCAAGAAGUUCGCAGAGCGAGACUCCAAGGGAGGAAAGUCAAAGAGGAGGAGCAGCCUGAACGGUGAACUGGUCAGCAAACGGCGGCGGCGGAGUCAGGAGUGUCCGUCAUAACAGGAGCGCAGAGGCAGAAACAAGACGGGAAUAAAGCCUCAAAUCCAAACCUUUUCAUCCCAAAUCCAGUGGACCAUGUGUGUGUGUGUGUGUGUGUGUGUGUAUGUGUGUGUGUGUGUGUGUGGUUGUGUGUGUGUGUGUGUGUGAGCAGAGACAGCAAUUCUCUGCCACAUACACAGCUGAACAAGGAGAACAAUCCUCCACGGGAGGUGUCAGAACUACAGAAUCACUGCGUGAAGACUGGUGAACACUUGCCCCAAGCUUUUAUUGGAGAAAAUUAGUUUCACUUCUUUAAAACAACAACAAAAACCACACCGACGAAUCCCCUUCCCUUUCAUUUAUUUGGCUCCUGUGUUGACAUGUGCCUCCACACUUUAUUUCCAAAACCACGCUUGCUCGUUUUCUGACCUCUAAUCUGGUAUUAAGCCUUUUUCAGGGCAGCUGCGUGCGUCACGUUGGGGAUUCAGACUUGAAACUGCGAAAUUUAUUAUUAUUAUUUUUUAAAAUAUGUGCAAUAUGAAUUUCUUUUUUAAUUAAAAUGUGUAACCUGUUAGCUCAGUGGUGUUUUGUAUAAAAAGAAAAACACAAUAGUUACAUGUUUGUUUGUUUGUUUUUGCCCAGAACUCAGCCUUGGCUCGUGGUGAAUGGUUGGUGUGUCGGCAGAUAUGGGAACUUUAAAAGUAAACUGAGAACUCCCACUAGUCUUAUAAAACAGAUGCUUAAUAUCAUCAGACAAAUGAAGUCUAAAAAAAGCACAAAUUAAAAGUAAAAAAGAAAAAAACAAAUCUGCAAAGUUAAAACUGUGGAAAAUUAAACAAGUGAUUGUCAUUUUUGGUUGUAUCUGUAGAGAUUUGAAAAAUAGUUAGCAAAAGUGACUUCCAAAAAAAAAAGAAGAAAGAAAUCAUUACAUUACAAACAGAGCACUUUGUUUUCCUGAGAAUUAUUUGGCAUUGACUGUGCACUAAAAUCACCAUACACGUUCAUGCUGAAAUCUUCUCUUUUUCCUCUAUUUGAACCCAUCUAACAGUAUUACAGGAGAGCCAGUCCUGGUUAUUGUAGCUGAUCAAAUGAAAAAAAAAAGUGACAAACAUCUGUGUGUGUGAUAACAGAUGAACUCUGCGUAAGGAUUACAUUUCAGUCGGUUGGCAGCUGCAGAAAMCAUGAAACAGUCGAAAUCAAAGCAUACACGAGCGCUGGGAUGUAUUAGGCUGAUUGUGCAGCAGGUCAGAGUGGAGCAGUGAUCAGUGCUGUUUGCUCGCAGCAGCAGACAGGUUCUGGGUUGGGGACGUUUUGUCUUUGGAGUUUGGGACAAACUUAAAGACUUUAUGUUAAAUUGGUGAAUAUGUUUUAGGUUUUAGGGAGGGUGGUAAAAAUUGUUAAUGCACCCCGAUCUGUUGGUUUCUGUCUACUGGGAUGGCCUGCACCCCCCCUCCCCCCUCCCCACAGACCUGAGUCUAUAGUCUAAAAGACAUAUUGAUUCUAGUUGCUUAAUGGAUGAAUGUUUACGCUUCGGAGCUUUAAUGGAUUUUAGGGAUUGACGACUGAAACAUUAACCUUCUAAAAAGAAUGCGGCUAAAAYGGGUUCAGAUCUUUCGAAGUGGGCUUCUAUGGAAACAAUUACUAUCUUACCUGUUGUAGAUAUCUCUUUGAGAAACUUUAGUCUGCAGUUAAUUCUCACUGGAUCCAUGAACCAAGUGAUGCCAAGACCAAAGUGGACUGCUGAGGUCAGAAAACAAGCCAAUUUCCCUCAUGUGAACACUGUUUUAUAAACCUUUGCAUUGUCGCUCAUUUCACAUUGCACUGUUAUUUACGAAGAAGUCUGUGCUUAUUUGCGUGAGCAAAUAGUGGCUCAUUUAAGACAACAGGACCACUUUGGUCUUAGUCUUAGUUCGUCAGUCUGAUAAGAAUUAAAUUCUGUUUUUCAAAACUGAAUCUUUAAGAACUAUCUGCAACAGGUAAGAUAUUCUUAGGCAUCCCCCCUGAAUCUGUUGCCUCUACAACUCAAGUUUUCAGUAAAUUUAUAUCAGACUUUCCAUAGAACCCCACUUUAAAAGAUCUCAACUGUCACUUAAAAGCUCUUAAAAUCAUAACUGAUCGGGUGAACAAAUACAGCAUUAUUUCUAAUAAUCAGCGGCUUAUAAUGGUGUUAAAAACACCAGAAAAUGGCUUUACAUUUUGUUUUUGACAGGGGUGCACGUGGGAAAGGGACAUAAAAACUGCAGUUGUGCUUUAAAGUCAUGACAGAUAUUAUGAUUUUUUUUUUCAGCUGUGGCAUUGUGAUUAAAUCAUGCCCCUGUCCUAAACCAGAUGUAUCUUUACUUCUCACCCAGCCCAGUUUGUUCCUUUUAUAAAAAAAAAAUGUGUAUGUGUUUGGAGAAAAGAAAAGACAAAAUUGCACUUUGGUGACUGUAAAAUCAACACUGUCAUCUUUACAUGUAAUGUCCAGACUUUGUCUGGACAAUAAAUUUAAAAAUAUGUAUUUUUUUAAACAUUGGCUGGUUCAAAAUGAAAACCUUAGCUGUCUUAACUAUUUUGUGUUUAAAAAAAAAAAGAAAAGAAAGAAAUUGCAGUGACAACAUUGUGUUUGUGUGUUAGUAUAUAUUGUUGUAUGUUGGUGAGUUUUUUUUAAACGGCUUGUUGCUAAAUGUUUUCAAGUGCUGCUGCCUCUGAAUAUUCAAAUAUUUUGUAUAGUGGAACUGAGCAUGAAGUACUUUUUCUAGCCAUUUUAAAAUGUAUUCAACAAUUUCCAGACUGUCUUACCCAGCAGUCACCUGUGACAAAAAGUAAAAAUAGAUCUUUUUA
Molecule: messenger RNA, 4558 nt
Organism: Austrofundulus limnaeus
Lineage: Eukaryota; Metazoa; Chordata; Actinopteri; Cyprinodontiformes; Rivulidae
Gene: fkbp5
Product: FKBP prolyl isomerase 5
Molecular function (GO): protein binding; peptidyl-prolyl cis-trans isomerase activity
Source: RefSeq, a predicted model, not a curated record